AAAACAAAAAUUAGGAAGCCUUCAUCGUCUUCUGCCGAACAUCUCUAGAAAGUCCUACAAAGUUUUUCUUCCGAUCUAGCUUCGAUGAAUCGAUACAAUCGCUAGGAAUCUGCUGUUUUUGUUUUGAUUGAUUUUAUUUGAUCGGUGAAGAUUUCUGGAGUUGCUAGUGGAAGUAUCUGCCUGGCAGAACCGAACUAGUUGUUGGAAUUGCAUGUUUUGCAAUAGAGAUGACAUAUCGGGAUAAUGUGCAUGAUUUUAGUGGUGAUUAAAGAGUCUUGAAGUUGGGAGGAAUGUCGGAGUUGUGCAUAGAUGAGCUAGACGGUAAUAUUUCGGAUGAAUAUCAUGGGGACGAUGAUGGUAUAGUGCCAGACUCAGCAUAUGAGGAUGGAGGUCCCGUUCUAGUUAGUAGCAGGAAGAAACAAAGACAUGAAGAUUUGAGUAAUGAAAUAAACCAUCUAAAGAGUAAUUCUUUUAUCAAGAGGGAGGGCGAUAUGUUAGGAAGAAAUCCAUGGCCUGAGAAAAAUAGUGGUGGCUCUCCGGUUUCUCGUGAUGCGGGAUCAGGCAAUGAUGUUCAGGAUAUGACAUUGGAGGAUACAAACAUUUCAGAUCAUGGUUACAACGGUGGACACGUCGAGGUGGUUGAGAAUUUCUGCUCUGCGGAACCCAUGUUGUGUGACAGUUCCGCUGCAACACAUGAUGGCGCAUAUAAUUAUCCCCUCAACAACAUUCCUGAUGCUCAAAAUAAUCUCAGUUUUUUGAAUAAUGGAGAUAAAGAAAGCAAUGAUCUCUUCUAUGGCUGGGGUGACAUAGGAAAUUUUGAGGAUGUGGACAAUAUGCUUAGGAGUUGUGAUUCAACUUUCGGCUUGGAUAGUCUUGACAAUGAAGAUGACUUGUGUUGGUUCUCUUCUGCUCAGCCAAAUGAGGAUACAGAAGCUGUGAUGACCGAUGAGAUAAAACCAGAGAUAAUGUUGGAAAAGCAAAGAACCCCUAUGAUGCAGGUUGAAGACUUUUUGAACAACAGUGAGACCAACCAUGCUGUUGAAGAUGAAUAUGGAUAUACCGUUGUGACCGGUCCAGCGCAAGGAAAAUCAUCAGAAAAUGUAUCUGAUACAAGUACACAAAACAAGGAUAUAUUGAUGCUCCAUGAAGAGGCUAAUUUUGAAAAGAAGCAGACUGGUCAUCUUCAUCAUCUGGAUGGCAAAAGUGAUGGGUACUCGGAUAACAGUUUUACGUUACAACAUAGUGGGAUUUCCGGGGAAAUAAUGGACACAAACCAGUAUUACACUCCUUCCGCAUUCCAACAGCCAGGUGUUCCAUACUCACAUUUCAACUGUGAGCAGCCUUCAGAUCAAGUAUCAGCAAGUGAAAUUAAAUCUGGUAUCAAAUCUGAGAACAAAUCCAAUCCUUCUUCUGCUUCAAAUGAGUCAUUCACAUCAAAUCAGGCACAAUCUGUCGAGAGCUUACAAGGUCCAACUGUUGAUGAUCGGUGUAGGAAGGGCUUCGAAAAAACAAUUAACUUGCAGCCCGGGAAAAAUAUGCCUCCUUCUUUUGCUGCAAGUACCAGGAAGAGUAGUAAGACAAACCCAAUGGUGUAUCCUGAUGCUGCUCCUAUCCAGAAGAUCGGAAUUGAGAAUGACCACAGAAAAGCUGCAGGUGAAUUGGAAACAUCAAACACGCAGGAAAGUUCUUGUGUUAGCUCUGUUGUAGAUGACAUUUCACUGGAAGCAACAAGUUUUCGCCAGCUUCAGCAGGUCAUAGAACAGUUGGAUGUGAGGACAAAGCUGUGCAUAAGAGACAGCUUAUACCGAUUGGCAAAAAGUGCAGAGCAGAGACAUAAUUGUAUACAUCCAGAUGGUGGAACUAGACAGGAGAAAGGUGCAGGCUCGCAUCUCAAGACUUGUGAAACAGACAAGUACGUUGGAUUCAUGGAUAUGGAAACUGAUACAAACCCGAUCGACCGAUCCAUAGCUCAUUUGCUAUUUCACAGGCCCUCAGACCCAUCUCUUUCAUCAGAUAACGAUGUUCUCUCAUAUAAAUCUCAUCCAAUGAUUCCUCAGCCCAAUAGUAGUCCGAGCCUGAGGAUAGAGAAGCAAGAGGAAACUCCAGAACUUAGAACCGAAACAGAACUUGUAGCAAGUGACAACAAAUAAUAAUUUCAACAAAAAAAGGGGCUCUUUCAGUGCUGAAGCUUUCGAGAUAUGGUUGUUAACACUAAUCUUGAUUUUGGCUCACCAAAAUUGCUCACUUAGUUACCGAAGUCCUGACUGUUUCUUUCACUAGCAUCAUGGAUUUUGUAACACAGUUGGAAAAACUUUCUGGUUUAUAUUUUGGUUCGAAUGUAAUUGUACGCUUGGUUGCUCGAACCGGGUCUUGAGACAUGUUCUUUGCCUUUGUAAUAUGUUCAACUUAAGUAGAGGAAAAAGGAAGUAGAGUUACGUUGCCACUGUAAAUAAAGAUGUUAGUUUUUUUUU
This is a messenger RNA of Eutrema salsugineum, 2471 nucleotides long. RefSeq names its product protein LNK1. NCBI's taxonomy places the organism in Eukaryota, Viridiplantae, Streptophyta, Magnoliopsida, Brassicales, Brassicaceae. Gene Ontology annotation, biological process: regulation of DNA-templated transcription; circadian rhythm. The coding region runs from base 291 to 2150 and encodes 619 amino acids. The record is from RefSeq and is a predicted model, not a curated record. The transcript has 8 exons.